UUUCUCUCUCCUCUUCCAUCAUCUCCGAUAUCUGUUGCUCUUCUCCAUAUUAAAAGCCCUAGACCCCAACAUCUUCUAUGGCCGUGAAACAGCGGCUUUUCACCCAUCACUAACAACUCCUCCUGUAUCCGUGCGUACAACUGUAUGCUAUAUUUCACACGGAUUUUCUUCAUCUAAUCUUCUUCUUGUCCUUGGUCGUCUUUUUCCAGAUUCUUUCUUACUUCCUCAACUAUAAGUAGUGGAAGAUGGCAAAUGUGGAAGCAGCUUCAGCAGCUGCUGGUCCAAGGUAUGCACCAGAUGAUCCAACCCUUCCGAAUCCUUGGAAAGGGUUGAUUGAUGGGAGUUCAGGCCUUACAUAUUACUGGAAUCCGGAGACAAACAUCACUCAGUAUGAAAAGCCAGGCAGUGCACCUCCAUCAGUGCCAUCUGCUGUAUCUCAUGUGGACACUGCAUCCCAACCAACUGUGCAGCAAGGGCCACAUCAUGGACAAACUGCUGAUGCUUCUCAGUAUCAACAGCAAUACAUGAAUCAGUUAUCUCAGCAGCAAGGACAGUUUCAGGCUCUAUCUGGACAAGUGGCUCAGCAACAAGGACUGUAUCAGGGUCCCCCUACUGGACAAAUGGCUCAGCAGCAGCAGCAGCAGCAGCAGCAGCAGCAGCAGCAAUAUGCACAUUAUGGACAAGGAUUGCCUCAAAGAGGCUCACAAAUAGGUCAAACACCAGUGCAACAGGGACAGACAACACAUCAGCAGCACUAUGGGUCGCAAAUGACGCAGCAAAGUGGUCAGCAGAUGCUUCCACAGCAAGGGUCACAGCCGGUGCAACAUCCCGUCCAGCAUAGUUCUCAACAGUUAGGGUCGCAACCAAUGCAUCAAGGCCCAAUGGUAGGACAAUCACAGGGGCAUCAUUUUAUGCCUCAACAAAUGCAUUAUAAUGCUUACCAACAACCACCAAUGCUUCCACAGGGGCAGCAAAAUGCACAACCUCACCCUCAGCUUAUGCCACAUGGACCUCAGUUCUCAUAUGAACAAGAUCAUAGAAAUGUGAUACCUCAGCAGCAAAAUGAUUCCGAUUUUUCAAAGGUCAAGCAAGCUGGGACUUCCAUGUCUCAAGUUGAGCCAAGUGGUCGUGCAUCUGGUCAUGCUCCAACAUCUGUCAAUGCUUCCAACCAUGGAUUGCAGGCCAGUCCUCUCUCUGGUCAAUCACAACCCGUUGCUUCCUCAAUGCACAUGCAUCAGCCUCCACCAAAUGUUAAACUGCAAGAGAGUCGAAAUGAUAUUGCCAACCCGCCGCAUGCUUCCACUUAUCAAAAUCAAAUGGGUCAAUCCAUGAUGAAUAGUCAGCAACGUGGCCUAUCUCCCGUUGGAAGAAAUAUGGGUUUUGAUGAAACCCAGCAAAUACGAUCUGGGCAAGGAUACCCCUUCAACGGUAACAAGGAAGCACCAAUGAUGGCUCCUCACCACCCUAAUAUUGCUGCGCUACCUAAGGCGAGGAAUCAGCAGGACUCGAGGAUGGGUGCUUUCCCUCAUCAAAACGCGCCACCUGCCCAUGAUGGUUUGAAUUCAGUAGCUGCUCAUGGGAUGCAUAGCAUGCAUAAUCAUGCAAAUGUUGAUCUACCUAUCUCUAACCAACAUUAUAUGAGGCCAUCUCCUGUAAUGCCUGGUUCUUCAGAUGUUAUGAAUAUUUCUUCAGUUGAGGCUUACCGACUGCAACAUGAAGUUACUGCCACGGGAGAGAACGUUCCUGCCCCAUUUAUGACCUUUGAAGCCACCGGUUUUCCCCCAGAAAUACUAAGAGAGAUACAAUCUGCUGGUUUUUCUUCACCAACACCAAUUCAAGCACAAACAUGGCCUAUUGCACUACAAAACAAAGAUAUAGUUGCGAUUGCUAAGACCGGUUCAGGGAAAACGUUGGGAUAUUUGAUGCCUGCUUUCAUGCAUCUAAGGCAACGGCGGAAUAAUUCGAGGAUUGGUCCGACAGUCUUAGUCUUGGCCCCAACUCGUGAACUUGCUACACAAAUUCUAGACGAGGCCAAUAAAUUUGGAAGAUCUUCCAGGAUUUCCUGCACGUGCUUAUAUGGAGGAGCUCCAAAAGGUCCUCAGCUUGAAGAAUUACGCCAUGGAGCUGAUGUCGUUGUGGCAACUCCUGGUCGUCUCAAUGACAUUCUUGAGACGAGGAAUAUUGAUCUUCGUCAAGUUUCUCUGCUUGUUCUUGAUGAGGCAGACCGUAUGCUUGACAUGGGUUUUGAGCCUCAAAUUCGCAAGAUUGUGAAUGAAAUGCCUCCUCAUAGGCAAACUCUCAUGUACACAGCAACUUGGCCAAAAGAAGUCAGGAAAAUAGCUGGGGAUUUACUACGCAAUCCUGUGCAGGUGAACAUUGGCAAUGUUGAUGAACUUGCUGCAAACAAGUCUAUCACACAGUAUGUCGAAAUCGUACCCCACAUGGAGAAGCAAAGACGCUUGGAGCAGAUUCUUAGAGCCGAAGAGAGGGGCGCUAAAGUUAUUGUUUUCUGUUCUACAAAGAAGAUGUGUAAUGAUCUUACACGUAGUAUUGGCCGUACCUUCCCUGCUGCUGCAAUUCAUGGGGACAAGUCUCAGGUUGAGAGAGACUUUGUGUUGAAUCAAUUCCGCUCUGGGAAAUCACCAAUUUUAAUUGCAACUGAUGUUGCUGCCAGAGGCCUUGAUGUAAAGGACAUUAGGGUGGUGAUAAAUUAUGAUUUUCCUACUGGCAUUGAAGACUAUGUACACCGAAUCGGUAGGACUGGUAGGGCAGGGGCAACAGGAGUUGCUUAUACCUUCUUUUCUGAACAGGAUUGGAAGCAUGCUGGUGAUCUGGUUAAAGUGCUUGAAGGGGCUAACCAGCAAGUCCCUCCACAAGUGAGAGAAAUGGCUCUCCGCGGGGGUCCUGCUUUCAAUAAAGAUCGAAAUGGUAUGAAUAGGUUUGAAGCUGCCCCUGGCCCUGCCUUUUCUGGCGGUGGACGCUGGGAUUCCGGUGGGCGGGGUGGAGGCAUGAGAGAUGGUGGUCGCGGUGGCAUGAGAGACAGAGAUGACAAUGGAGGUCGUGGUGGUUUUGGCGGAUUUCGUGGUGGUGGCAUGAGAAAUGAUGGUUUUGGAGGGCGUGGUAUGAGAGAGAGAGAUGAUUUUGGACGUGGUGGACGAGGUGAUUUUGGUGGUCGUGGAAAUAGGGGAGAGCGAGGAGGAUUUGGUGGGCCCAGUGGUGGCUAUGGAGGUCGGUCCAGGGAUGAUUAUGGGUCCAAUGAUAGGUCCAACAAUAGAGAUGGUGGAUUUGGACGUGGCCGUGGUAGGGGGCGUUUUGAUAAUAACAGGAGAGAUGUGACACCGAGGAGUAGAGGAAGGAGUUACAGUCCCAGCCCUGAUAAGGUUCGUACUUGGGGAGGUUAUAGCAGAAGUGUGAGCCGUAGCCGUUCUCGGAGUAGAAGUCGAAGCUGGAGCCGAAGCCGAAGUCCCCGACGGAGCUACAGUCGGAGUUACAGCCGUAGUCGGAGUCGUGGUCGUAGCCGGAGUCGCAGCAAUGAGAGGCCUGUGAAGCGGGAACGUCGUCCAUCUGGAUUUGAUAAGCUGCCGGACCCGGAAAAUCAUGAGCAGAAGGACUCAGCAGCAACUACAAUUGGCACUCCUGCAGAAAUUACGAAUAGCAAUUCUAUUCCUGUAUAUGAUGCUGGGGCGAAGUUAGAGGUGAAAGAAGAGCCACCUGUUUUUUCAGGUGUGGUCAAUCAAUCUGAUCCAUCAGCAACAGGGUGAACUCUAGAGCUUUUUUUACUUAAACUCUCAAGGAAAACCCCCUAAAUACAACUCUGUUCAAUGUUAAGAAAACAAAGAUGUGAGUGGGGAGGAAAUCGAUGAUGCAUUUCACGGUUCUUUCACCAACAUCUUGGAGAAGAUUCAAACCUUUUUUGGUUGAACUGCCAAUUUAUAUUGAGACUUGCACAAUGAUUUAUUUUGAACAGCAGCCUGGUAUUUCACAUCUCAGCUUAUUACAUGAUUAAGACUCCGAGCUAUUAUGUAUUUUCUUCUGUAGAUGUAGCGUAAUCAUUGUUAUUUCGCCUUAUCUUAGUAUUUGUUAGAAGAUUUUUUUCGUGCUUCUAGCCCAAGUAUGAAGCUAGCAGUUAAAAUUCA
Molecule: messenger RNA, 4136 nt
Organism: Spinacia oleracea (spinach)
Lineage: Eukaryota; Viridiplantae; Streptophyta; Magnoliopsida; Caryophyllales; Amaranthaceae
Product: DEAD-box ATP-dependent RNA helicase 40
Exons: 8
Coding region: 246-3761 (1171 amino acids)
Molecular function (GO): ATP binding; protein binding; nucleic acid binding
Source: RefSeq, a predicted model, not a curated record